UUCCGCUUUCGGUGCAGUCUCCUGCUAAGCGAAGAUGGCGUCUCCGUUGCGGGAGCCCGAGGAGCUGGGCACGGAGAGCGAGCUGCUGGGCUGCUCCGCCCGGGACGUCGCCCUGAAAUGGCUCCAAGCAACGGAUCUUCCCAAAGAAGUCUACCAGCACCUCGCCUACUAUGUCCCCAAAAUCUACUGCAGACAAGCGGAUCCGGUCACAGAUCACGAGGAGAUGUUGGCACAGCACACACUGCUGGGGGCACUGGAGUGGUAUCUGUGCGGGGAGGAUCCUGCCAUUGGCAUUCAGAAGCUGGAGCAAGCAAACAAACCGUCCCAGCUCUGCGGCCGCGUGUUUAAAGUGGGAGAACCAACAUAUUCCUGCAGAGAUUGUGCAGUGGAUCCAACAUGCGUCUUGUGCAUGGAGUGUUUUCUGGGAAGUGUCCACAGAGAGCACCGAUACAGGAUGACCACAUCAGGAGGAGGCGGCUUCUGUGACUGUGGAGAUGCUGAAGCAUGGAAAGAAGGACCCUACUGCCAGAAGCAUGGCCUUAACAUUUCUGAAAAUGAAACGGAGGAUCCUCUUAUUAACUUGUCAGAUGAUAUGGUGGCACGGGCGUACAACAUUUUUGCUAUCAUGUUUCAAUACACAGUGGACAUACUCACAUGGGAAAAGGAUAAUGAGCUGCCUCCAGGAUUGGAGCAUACGGAGAAAGAAGACAAUUAUUUCUGCAUGCUUUUUAAUGAUGAAGUCCAUACCUAUGAGCAGGUUAUCUACACCCUGCAGAAAGCUGUGAAUUGUAGCCAGAAGGAAGCCAUUAGUUUUGCAACAACUGUGGAUCGAGAUGGACGGCGAUCUGUGCUUUAUGGAAGUUUCCAAAGCUGUGAUCAAGCAAAAUCUGUUAUAGUGAGAAACACCAGUCGUCAGACGAAGCCUCUUAAGGUUCAAGUCAUGCAUUCAGCUAUUGUGGCCCACCAGACAUUUGGACUCAGAAUCCUCAGCUGGCUUGGUCAAAUAAUUGGUUACUCAGAUGGAUUAAGACGAAUUCUGUGUCGGGUCGGUUUGCAGGAGGGCCCAAAUGGUGAAAACUCCUCUUUAGUGGACAAACUAAUGCUAUACGAUUCCAUCCUGUGGAAAGGUGCAAGAAUCUGCUACCACCAGCUGUUCAUGAGCAGUUUACUGAUGGACCUCAAAUACAAGAAGCUUUUUGCCAUCCGUUUUGCAAAAAACUAUGAGCGAUUGCAGAGUGAUUAUGUCAAAGAUGACCACGACAGCGAAUUCUCAAUCAUUGACCUUUCGGUACAGAUAAUCACAGUGCCGUCACUUGCUCGGAUGUUGAUCACGGAAGAAAAUCUGAUGACAACAAUAAUAAAGACGUUCAUGGAUCAUUUGCGGCACCGGGAUAUCCAGGGCAGGUUUCAGUUUGAGCGAUACACAGCCGUGCAGGCGUUCAAGUUUAGGAGAGUUCAGAGCCUGAUUUUGGAUCUAAAAUAUCUACUCAUCAGCAAGCCACCCGAGUGGACUUCUGGCUUACGCACAAAGUUUCUUGAAGGGUUCUACGUCUUUCUAGAAUUGUUAAAGUGCAUGCAGGGAAUGGAUCCUAUAACUCGACAAGUUGGACAGCAUAUCGAGAUGGAGCCGGAGUGGGAGGCUGCCUUCACCUUGCAGAUGAAACUAACACAUAUCAUAUCCAUGAUGCAAGACUGGUGUUCUACUGAUGAGCAUGUUCUGAUAGAAGCCUACAAGCAGUGCCUGGCCGUACUCACACAUUGUCACAGCGGCUUCACAGAUGGAGAGCAGCCCAUUACUCUCACCUUAGCCGGGCAUUCAGUGGAGACCAUGCGAUACUGUGUGUCACAGGAAAAAGUUAGCAUUCACCUUCCAGUCUCUCGCCUUCUUGCAGGUCUUCAUGCUCUUCUCAGUAAGAGCGAAGUGGCGUACAAGUUCCCCGAGCUGCUACCAUUUAGUCAAUUGAGUCCACCAAUGCUGAUUGAGCACCCACUGCGGUGUUUGGUGCUGUGUGCGCAGGUGCAUGCUGGGAUGUGGAGAAGGAAUGGGUUUUCCUUAGUCAACCAGAUCUACUACUAUCACAAUGUCAAAUGCAGAAGAGAGAUGUUUGACAAGGACAUUGUAAUGCUACAGGCUGGAGCUUCAAUGAUGGACCCCAACCAUUUUUUGAUGAUUGUCCUUAGCCGAUUUGAAAUUUUCCAGAUAUUUGGCACUCCUGAUUAUGGGAAGAGGUUCAGGAAAGACAGCACAAACAAGGAUCUAGUGCAGCAGAAUAACACCCUUAUUGAAGAGAUGUUACAUGUGAUCAUUAUGAUAGUUGGUGAGAGAUUUUGCCCUGGCGUUGGGCAGGUGACAGUUGCUGAUGAGAUAAAACGUGAAAUCGUCCAUCAACUGAGCAUACGGCCCAUGGCUCAUAGUGAGCUGGUGAAGGCACUGCCAGAAGACGAAAAUAAGGAAACUGGAAUGGAGCAAGUGAUUGAGACUAUUGCACUAUUUAAAAAGCCAGGCCUGACGGGAAGAGGAUUAUAUGAGCUAAAGCCGGAGGGCGCUAAGGAUUUCGACCUCUUCUAUUACCAUUACUCAAGAGCAGAACAGUCAAAGGCUGAAGAGGCCCAGCGUAAGCUGAAGCGUCUCAGUGAAGAGGAUACAGCUUUGCCUCCUCCGGUGCCGCCUCCAUUUUGCCCUCUGUUUGCCAGCCUGAUCAACAUUCUCCAGUCAGAUGUCAUGCUUUGCAUCAUGGGCACAAUUCUUCAAUGGGCAGUAGAGCCCAAUGGAUAUUCCUGGUCUGAGGCCAUGCUGCAGAGGGUUCUGCAUCUGAUUGGAAUGGCGUUACAGGAAGAGAUCCAGCAUCUGCAGAACAUCAGCGAGGACAAUGUUCUCACCUUUACAUUCUCGGAGAAGAUCUCAAGACCAGGUGAAGCUCCAAACACGUCGCCCAGUAUCUUGGCUUUGUUGGAGACAUUGCAGAACGCAGCUCACUUGGAGGUUCAUAAGGAUAUGAUACGCUGGAUUUUGAAGGCGUUCGGAACUAUUAAGAAGAUCAGAGAAAGUUCUUCUUCAACUCCAGCGGUGGAGAUCGGGGGCAAUGUGUUGGAAGAGAACACUCGCGAUAAAGACAAAGCAGAGAGGAAACGGAAAGCGGAAAUUGCCCGGCUCCGCAAAGAGAAGAUCAUGGCCCAGAUGUCUGAAAUGCAGAGACACUUCAUUGAUGAAAACAAGGAGCUUUUCCAGCAGUCGAUGGAUGAACUCAGCGUGUCUGCAUCAACAUCUCAUGAUAACAGUGGUCCUGCUUUGCUGGACUCCAAGCUGGUUGCACUCGGCCCCCACCAGACCCGGUUUGGUGAACAGAGUCAGCUGGUCACUUGUAUCCUGUGUCAGGAGGAGCAGGCAUACAAUGUAGAAAACAAAGCUAUGGUCCUGGCUGCCUUCAUCCAACGUUCUACAGUCUUCUCUAAGAACAGAGCAAAGGUUAUUCAAUACCCAGACAACUAUGAUCCGCUCUUCAUGCAUCCAGACUUGGCUUGUGGGACACACACGGGAAGCUGUGGGCACAUCAUGCACGCUCACUGCUGGCAAAGGUAUUUUGAUGCUGUGCAAAUGAAGGAGCAGCGCAGACAGCAGCGUUUACGUGUACACACAAGCUACGACGUGGAAAAUGGUGAAUUCCUCUGCCCCCUCUGUCAGUGCUUAAGCAACACAGUCAUCCCUAUGCUGCCUCCAGCAAGGAGCUUCUACCACAGGUUAGAUUUUUCCGAUCAACCAGAUUUGUCCGAAUGGGUGAAUGUGACAGGACAGCAAAUCAGAGUACUAAAAGAGCUUAAUGCAGAGAAGAGCAUGGGUGAGUUAACCUAUUUAUGUGGAUUUGUAUGUUUGUGUGACGCUGUAACCAGAUCUACUCAUAAUUAUCUAAUUAUUAUAGAUGAAUCAGACUCUUCCAAGCAAUCAAACGUCCCUGAAGGUUUCCGGCCUGCUUUCCAACCAAAGAACCCAUACUCAGAUAGUAUUAAAGAAAUGCUAACCACGUUUGGAACAGCGACAUACAAGGUCGGCCUCAAUGUUCACCCCAAUGAGCAGGACCCUCGUGUCCCCAUCAUGUGCUGGGAAAGCUGUGCGUACACAAUGCAAAUUAUUGAACGCAUAUUAACGGAUGAAGAAAGACCCUUAUUUGGAAAUCUACCAUGUCGACAGGAUGACUGCUUGAAAUCGCUGACAAGGUUUGCGGCAGCACACUGGACUGCGUGUCCUCUGGCAGUGGUGCAGAAACACUUCUCUCGGCUUUUCCAGUCGAUCGUACUUCAAGAGGGCAGCGAAGAGGCCCCCAGCAUACUCGACAUUGACAUGUUCCAUUUAAUGGUCAGCUUGGUGCUCUCUUUUCCAGCAGUACAAUGCCAGGACUUUUCAGGGUACAGCUUGGGUAUUGGGGACCUGCAUCUUUUUCACUUAGUAACCAUGGCACAUAUCAUUCAGACAGUGCUGACAUGCAGUCCGGAUGAAGAUGGAAUGGAACAGGAAUGCCCAGAUGGAGAAGAGGAACAAAUGGCAUUAGCUCUGUACAGCACAGUCUGCCAGUGUACUGGAAGCACGGUGAAGAAGUGGUCCUCCGGUUGGCACCUGUGCAGGGCAAUAAAAACCGCAGUGCUGCCUUUCCUUAGGUGUUCAGCUCUGUUUUUCCAUUACCUAAAUGGUGUGCCAGCACCCACUGAAUUGCCAGUGAGUGGAUUGAGCCAGAUUGACCAUCUCUGCAGUUUCCUCUCAUUGCCCAGCAACCUCCUCAGCAUUUUUCAACAAAAUCCCCAAGUGACAGAUGCACUCAUCAAUAGUUGGUGUAAACACAAAGAUGUGAGACUGUUUUUGGAUGCUGAACGGACAGCCAUAAGUUACCCGCGAGAAUCCAACAAACUAAUAGACCUGCCAGAAGAUUACAGCAGUCUGAUCAAUCAGGCCUCAAAUUUUUCAUGUCCGAAAUCGGGAGGCGAUAAGAGCAGAGCCCCCACGCUGUGUCUGGUUUGUGGUGCCAUGUUGUGCUCUCAGAGUUACUGCUGCCAGACUGACCUGGAGGGGGAUGACGUGGGCGCCUGCACUGCACACACUUACACUUGCGGCUCAGGGAUGGGGAUCUUUCUAAGAGUAAGAGAAUGUCAGGUCCUCUUCUUGGCUGGUAAAACCAAGGGUUGUUUCUAUCCACCUCCCUAUCUGGAUGACUACGGAGAGACUGAUCAAGGGCUCCGACGAGGGAAUCCUCUUCACCUCUGCCGAGAGCGUUUCAAAAAGAUCCAGAAGCUUUGGCAGCAGCACAGUGUCACAGAAGAAAUAGGGCACGCACAGGAAGCAAAUCAGACGCUCGCUGGCAUCGAAUGGCAGCAUUUAUAAUACAGGCACAGUUAUUUUUUUUUUCUGUCUGUCCUUUUUAGUUGUUUUCUUCUUUCUUUCUUUUCUUUUUUCUUUUUUUUAGCAGCCCCAUUUUCUUAAAAAAAAAAAAAAAAGAAAAAAAAAGAGAGCUCCAUCGUUAACUUUUGCAUAAACAGUGCAGAUCUUUAAUUUAUAUUUCAGUGUCUAGUUUAUGGAAUAAAGCGGAAUUUUCUUAAAACACUAUCAACGUCAUAUCUAUGUCAGAUUUCUGGAUUCUCUCAUUUCACUCUUCCGUUAUAAGAAGUUGUGAAAUCUGCAGGAGAAAUUCCUUUAAGGGACAUCAUCAUAGGGAUUGUGUAGUCUUGCUAACAGUAUUUAUAACCGCCAGUCCAUUUAUUUUUUUCUUAUCGUGUCCCUUUUAUAAUAGCUGUAGUUAUCUUUCCUCUUCCCAGUCAAUUUCUUUUUUUUUUUUUUAUAUAUAUGUCAUAUCUUUUAGCUUAAAGGGGCAUUCUCUGUACAAAGUCAAGUUGUACAGUUUUCCGAUAUACGUUCUCUAUUAUUUCCCACGAUCUCUGCUUGUAGUCAUUGAAUGGCAGCAUGGAUUGCUUACUUCCAUAGUAAUAAAAAAAAAACUUUUAUUCACAGGAAGCGAACAGUGGAGGUUCCUGUUGAUUUCACAGCAAGCAGAGAUAAUGAAAACCGAGAGGAAAUGAUGCAGAAAGUAUAUUAGAAAAUGGUAAUUGCUGAAAGCGGAAUACCCCUUUAAUGCUUCAUGAAACGAAUCGGCCAUUAAAGCAAUACAAUGGAGAGCUAAUCAAUUCAUUUGUUGCUUCCUAGGAUCUGACCUACCACUACUACGCUUACCUCUUACUUCCGAAGUGUGCAAUUAAGAUAAUCCAUAGACGGGGGGGGGGCUUGCUUUUAAAGGGGCAGUUUGCAAUAAGCCACUUUUGCAUAGAAUGCUAAACAGCAGUCCUGUAAUGUGUCCUAUAUAGAUGUGUCCCUAUCGCAAUGGGGUCUAUAGCAAUAUGUAAAUAGGAAGCAUCCUCACCCCUGUAUUCACCUAUAGGCCUCCUUCACACACACAAUUUUUUUUCUGGCCAUAUAAAGCUGUACUAGGAGCAUGCCGCGUUCUAAAAAAAAUUAGUUUUCAAUAGUUUGCUGUAGACUUUAACCGUGUUUCUGCAAUGAUUUCGACCUAAAAAAAUAAGGCCAACAACCGUGCCGAAAAAAUAAAUGCGUGUGUGAAUCCAGCCAUAUAGAUACAGAGUUAUAGGUAUAGGGCACAUCCUGGGGUAGCCUCCUUUCUGCCAUAGGGUGGGUGGAAAGGAAACUACGAAUGAGCACAAUUAAAACACCAUAGGGAAGCUACAGAGAGCGUAUCACCCCCUAUACUCACAUUACUGCUGCGCUUGAGAGAUUGACUUCAUUAUCUUAUGCCGUACGUGAAAGUCAUUUCAGUUUUUUUGCGCCUGUUCAAAGGGGAUCGUACGUGAAUAGAAAAACAUGGCCGUCCUCGAACGGUGUCAGGUGUUGCUGCUCAUCUGUUCACCUGAGUAGAGUUGAGUUGUAGUACCACGGACAGGACUAGAGCAGCCAUGUUUUUUCUAAUUUCAUAGAAACCCAUUUACUUAAGCAUCCAGAUACAUAAUAUACAUAUAACCAAUGGCAAUUUGCAGAUCUAUGGUACAACCCAUAGUAAUUUAUUACUCUUUUUAGCUCAUAUUUUUAUCAUGUCUCGACGCAGGGCUCUGGACUCCCUAAAGAUGUCGCCCAGUUACCAUGGGUUAACUGAUUCCAGAGCUGCUUCCUUCUUUAGGUGAUGCCACGUACUGCUGUACAGGGCAAUAGCGAGGGAAUAUGGACAGUGCCUAUGUGUACUGCCGAGUCAAAAUGUAUGACUUUUAGGCCCACCGGCAGGCACUUUCUCCAGAAACACAUGAUCUGGUUCGUCUUUGGUUGUCAAGGCUUGUGCCUGUGAUUUUCAUUCAUUGCAGAUAUUUGAAAUAAUUCUGAAUAGAGCUGAUUCCCCCCCCCCCCACCCCUCCGAACACGCUUUAUAUCACUGACUACCAGGUAGUCUUACCUUAUAACUUGUGCUCAUGAUGUCCUUAACAGGAUCUAGUCUAGAAUCUCCUAUUUUUCUUCCGAUCCGUUCGGUAACCUUCCACAUAUCCCCCACUCCCUUGCGAUUAGUUUCUUUGCCAGGACAUUUGGCACGUUGGUGAUAUAGCUGUGAACGUUUGGACGAUUUGUAGUCAUUUAUGAGGUUUUCUUUUUUUUUUUUUUUUUGUGGUGUGAUUUGUAGAAGGCGAUGCUCCUCGGCUAAACGUGUUCAGUCUGGAAAAUAGUGCAUCCCCUGGACGCAGCCAUAUAUUAUGUAGAUUCAGUACCUCUUAUCUGCCUUGUGGCUUUACUGCAAGAGUCUGGUAGUCUGGAAUCUCCUUUGGUUUGGCAUAUGCAGCCGUAGAAUCGCCACCAGCACUGGUGACUAUCUACUAGAAUGCUUAUUGUCUACCUAUUAGAGUGUUGUCAAACAUGCCAUUUUUGGUGGGACCAGCCAGCAAUCUAGCAUGUUUGGAAGCCAUGACUGAUGAUGUCAGUGGGAAAAUCUUUUCACCAGACAGAAAUGUCUGGCAGCAGCCUUCUCAUCUUUCUCCAUAGAAAACACACGCUCGGCCAUAGAGUGUGCGGGGGAGUAGAGAGCGAGCUGUCGAGCCCGAAUAGUGGUGAAGCACCCUCUACCAUAAGCCUGGGCCACAGCAACCAGAGGUCCACAGUGCUCACCAUGAAUCAGUGGAACCUGUUGAUUUUAGUUAGCUUUCUGUACAGUAUUUAAACCACCGCAGCAAUAGUUUAGCAGAUGCCACCAAAAACAGGCAUUUCAGAUAGUGUUGCACUAUCGUACAGCUUUUUUUAAGGGUUUUGUGGAGGCCACAUGUCGAGUAGAUGCUGCAGAAAAUCCAGUGCUUACAGUAGCUGCAAAGUGCAUGAGAUUUUCACAAAUUUCAACCACACACUGCGGUAAGUGUCCACGAGAAAGUCCACCGUACAUCAGUUUAUGUUGCGGAUUUCACCAUUUGCAAUGCAGAGGGUGCCAUCUGCAGCAUUUCCAAAAGCAUUUCCUCAAAAUUCUGGCAGAAUCCGCAGCAGACCCACCACAUCUAUACCGUGCCCUAAUAUAGACACCAGACUAUUGGAGUCUUGCUAUAGUUCCUAAUAAUUUGAUGGAGUACAAAUCAUAAAUUUGUUCUGGCACAAAAUGGCUGCCUCCGGGAUGACACCUGCAUUAACCCUUAAAAUCCCUUUGAGUUAGCCCAUUAACUCCUGGAGAAUACUCUUCCUCUGUCAGCAUGUAUUUAUGUCUAAUGUAGAAAUAUUCAUGUAAAAAUAUGUAUGAAUGGAAUUCAAUUUGGAAAAAGUUUUAACUCUUUAAUAUACAUUAAAAAUUCUUGUAAUAUUUGAAUGUAACAUAUGUAUAAAAAAAAAAUGAAAAAAUGAAAAAAAAACACGACUUAUCCAAAAUAAAUGCAUUAGCUGUUA
Bufo gargarizans (Asiatic toad) is the source of this 8890-nucleotide messenger RNA. RefSeq names its product ubiquitin protein ligase E3 component n-recognin 2 (gene UBR2). Gene Ontology annotation, cellular component: cytoplasm; ubiquitin ligase complex. The transcript is spliced from 46 exons. Lineage: Eukaryota; Metazoa; Chordata; Amphibia; Anura; Bufonidae. Gene Ontology annotation, biological process: ubiquitin-dependent protein catabolic process via the N-end rule pathway. The coding region runs from base 35 to 5368 and encodes 1777 amino acids. Gene Ontology annotation, molecular function: ubiquitin protein ligase activity; zinc ion binding. The record is from RefSeq and is a predicted model, not a curated record.